GCCAGCGACCGUGGGCGAUACAAGCACAAUGUUCUUGUAGAAGAAAUUUCAGCAGAGCCAUCCUAUCUUAGUUGUUCGUGUAAGUUGAACAGAUUGUUGGUCAUAGCACCACAGUAGCUAAUCGCACCCUCGGAGUGUUGGUCGACCCAGUAUGCGAGCCCAAUACUGGAUCGGAGCAGUUGUGGCCGUUCUCUGUGCCAUUUGCGUCUGUUCGCCCGCCUUUCUCUACUUCCUACUGUUCGUCGUCUAUUCGCUACUGCUGAUCGCCAUAGCUGUUUUCGGUACAAUCUAUGUGCACUACAAGCUAACGAACCGUGAGACAGAAUCAAGCCACACCGACACGGGCCGGAACUCCAACGUGCUGUAUAAUGCCACCAGAUCACCGUUAUUUAGCGACUACCCGACUGCGUCGGGAUCGAUGGCGACCUCUUUCUCCUCCUGCACAAGCGGGGCGGGCACGAAUAGUGCAACGGCCGGUAAUGGCAAGGGGAGCACCGCCCAACUAACUAUUAUCUUUGGCCGCACAGUGGAUGGAUUGCUGCAGCAGAUAAUUGCCAAUGCGAUGCGCGACUUCGUGAAACCAGCACUCGAGACGAUUGUCGCACAGCCGCGGCGCAUCGUCGAUCUGCUCCGUGAAGACAUUUGGCUUGCGAUCGAAAAGCUACACGAGCGCGCCUCGCGCAUCGACGCACCGAAAAUGAUUGCCUGCGAUUUCGUCGCCAAAGUGACGUUGCACCUGCAAAAGAUUCGCCUGGACGGGCAACGGAUUGCGACGGCCGGCCAGGCCGCUACGGCAAGCGGCAAAAAAGCAGGGACAGGUGCCAACGAGGAAGCUACGGCUGAGUUCAGCACGGCCGCCUAUCUCGCCACCGCCGAGAAGGAGCUGGACUUUCUAAAGAAGAUCGGUGAAAUACUGAUCAUCUUUCUACUGCCACGCGGUUACUCGCUGUCACCGAUAAAGGACUUGCUGAGCGAGGUGCUCGCCUACCGUGUGCUCCAUCCUGCGAUCCGGUACCUUACCGCGCCUGAAUUCAUCAAUCAACAGAUCGUCGAGUGCAUCGAGACGAGACUGGUGGCGGUGGCGAUACAGAAGCGCAGCCACGAGUACGCCGCCAACUUUGACGACUUUCUGCGCAUCAUCGACAUGACCCAGACGGUCGACGAGCUGCACUCGAUUCGGGCGAGCAUUGUCAGCGACAUGGUGCAGGCAACCACAAUGCAGACGGUGGUGGCACAGCGAUCAUGCGGCGGCUCUCUCUACGAUUCGGACGCUGACCAGCAGCAGCAGCAGCAGCAUCAAUUGCACGGGCAGCCGGUCCUACUCGGGGGGGAGCCGACAGCCGGGAUUAAGCUGAAGAAGUACAUCCAGCAGCUGGCGUUCGCCAAGAGCCAAUGCGAGAAAUGCCUGACACGGCUCGGCUGGGAAGGGAACGUCAGUAAAGAUGUUGAUCUGUCGAUGCCCGAUAUUCUCGCGACAGUAGCCGGUCGGCGCCAUUUGGCUGCCUUUCUCGAGCCCAUGAACGCGGAUUCGCUUGUCGGAUAUUACACGACGGUGGAAGAAUUAUACCGCGCUCCGAAGGCGGCCUGGCACCAGUUGGGAGCCGAAAUUUUCUACACGUACGUGCGAGCCCCGAACUCGGAAAUUCCACUGGAGCGGGGUGCCCGUAAGCGUAUGGAGGCAUUCCUUGUGGGCGACGGUACACCGGAGGUAUUCUACGAAGUGCAACGCGACUGUCUUCAGUUGCUCGAGCGCAAAUAUUAUCAACCGUUCCUGCUGAGCGACGAGUACGGGCGGCUCAAGUGCUCGCUAUCGCGGGACGACAUCAAGGAGAUCGUCACGGCGGGGUCCCCGUGUGGUGUGAGUGGGUCACCACACGCCGCUACCCCACCACCGCACCAGAGCAGAACUGAAAGCCAAGACAGCGAGACGUGCUCGUCGUCCUCGGUGGUGUCUGGGUCAGGUGGAUCGUCACAAAACGGUAGCUGCGAGGGCGGUACGCCUGGUGGAGGUUGUUUCGGAUCCCCGGCAACGGAUCCGGCGCUCGUUGAUCUAAGCAACCACUCGCAGUAUGCCCGAAACAAGCUGGAGCAGCUGGACGAAAAAUUCGCAAACAAACAGCAGGCCCUCGAGGCGCUCAAGCAGUCGCUCAAACCCGAUUCGAAGCUGCUGGUGAUGCUGGAGCGGGAGAUCGAGUGGUUGCGGGGCAAACGGCGCCAGCUCGAGUCGCACUUGCUGCGCACCGAGGUGUGGAGCGAAUAUCUCGGUCGGUGGCGCGCAAUCGUCGAGAGCGUCGACUUUUCCGACGACCGUGAGCCGCCCCAGUUCAUGAUCGUAGUGCAGGUGGACGAGAUGAACGACUGUGAACGAGACGAGGUGGCUACCGCACUGGACGCAACCGAGAGCAUCUCCACCGGUUGGGUGGUGGUGCGUUCGUUGGCCCAGUUUCACGCGCUCCACCGUAAGCUACGCCCGAUGUGCGGCGAAUUGCGACAGCUCGAUCUGCCUUCGAACAACGCGUUCAAGCUGUUCCUGCUGAAGAACGAUCGGGCGCUUCUGGAGAGGGCGAAGGCGCAGGUCCAGCGUUACCUCAACUUCAUCCUCGAGGACGACCACCUUAACCAGAGCGAGGCCGUGUACGAGUUUCUCAGUCCGAGCUCCGAACGUCUGAAGCAGGGGUUACUGGCGAGUGGCGGUGACGGCGGCGCAGUUAGUAGUGGAACGACUGCGGGUUUCCAUGCUUCACCGUCGAAAAAAUCAAAAUUCUCGCUCGCAACCUUCUUCCGUGGCACCAAUAGCGAUAAGUUGGAGCAGCUCUGGUCAACCGGUCCUCCGAUGCGCCCGUUCGCUGACUUCACGUCGGAAGACGUCGAUCAGGUAUCGCUAUACCUCGAAGGCAUUGGCGGAACGUCUCGAGCGGAAGUCGAGCCGUCACCCUCGCGAACUCUGUUCGGUGGUCUCCCGGCCCAAGGAGGCUCCGGUGCCCCAACGCAAGAUAGUGGCUCGGAAGCGCGCGACUCAAUCGCCGAACCACUGUACGUACUGCUCGGCGAAAUCUUCGAUCUCGGCGGCGUUUUUCGUUGGCUCCGGAAGAGCCUUAUCUCGUUCGUGCAAAUUACCUACGGCCAGACUAUCAAUCGUCAGAUUCGUGAGUCGGUCAAUGCCCUCUUCGACGAGCCGAUGCUGCACGCGUGUGCCAGCGCGGUGCUCAAGACCUGCUGGACUGGCGAAGGCACCCCAAAUGCGCACGUGCUGCGUGGACCGGUCGAACGGACUGAUGACCAGCGCGAGAUGAUCAUGAAUGCAGCUCGGUCGCUGCUGCAAGACAACAUACCGGAUCUAUUGUGCAGCCUGAUCGGUGCUCAAAAUGCACGCCAGGGCGCUAUAAAAGUAUUCGAGGCUCUGCAAAAUCCCCUCUACAACAAGCAGCUGUUUUACGAUCUGCUGGAAACUCUGAUGCUUGAGUUGUUUCCCGAGAUUCGCCAGCUGAAGGCCGCGCCCUGUGAACAUCAUCCGAGCACUGCACAACCCACGUUUUCUCUGUCCACCCCACCGACGACAGCAUCUAGUACACCGACGCGGAGCAUAUCUUAAGUCAAACGUCACAUUCCCUUCGAUUGUCUAGUCCCGCUUGCGAGGUCUGUGAUUGAUGUUGUGUAUUAAUGUCCCGUUCGCGCAAGCACUUGUGCAAUUAAGUUAACUGUCCGCCACCGAUGCCAUACACAGCCAGCGGACGUAUUGGAGCUACUUGGUGCUUUGCGUGCUACUUAUUAUACUUCUCCCACCAUACACAUUUUUUCGUGUACUAUGAAUCCGUGGGGCGUGAAUUCGUUUGUCGUAUU
Messenger RNA from Anopheles bellator, 3840 nucleotides. RefSeq names its product sorting nexin-25-like. The coding region runs from base 152 to 3592 and encodes 1146 amino acids. Gene Ontology annotation, cellular component: intracellular membrane-bounded organelle. NCBI's taxonomy places the organism in Eukaryota, Metazoa, Arthropoda, Insecta, Diptera, Culicidae. The transcript has 3 exons. Gene Ontology annotation, molecular function: phosphatidylinositol binding. The record is from RefSeq and is a predicted model, not a curated record.